CCAAGCUACCGUAAGGUCCCACACAGUAAAAUUCUCCUGAGCUCCGUUUGGUAUCUCCAGGCCCGACAAGGAACCACGGCUGAACUUCUCCACAACUGGGCUUGGUAAGAGCCCCCACUCCAGGUGCUGCUACAGCAAGGUCACACUGACCCAGGAAGGAGCAGGCAAAGACCCAAAGUGAGGCCUGGGAGGUCUGCCUCCCUAGAGGAAGGAAAAUGGAAGGCCUGCCUGAUGUCGCUGCUUUUGCGACUAAACUUAAAAACACUCUCAUCCAGUACCACAGCAUUGAAGAUGAUAAGUGGCGAGUUGCUAAGAAAAUGAAAGAUGUAACAGUUUGGAGAAAACCUUCAGAAGAAUUUAAUGGGUAUCUCUAUAAAGCUCAAGGUGUUAUAGAUGACAUUGUCUUUAGUAUAAUAGACCAUAUACGCCCAGGACCCUGUCGCUUGUAUUGGGACAGCUUAAUGACUUCACUGGAUGUUUUGGAGCACUUCGAAGAGAAUUGCUGUGUCAUGCGUUACACUACUGCUGGUCAGCUUUGGAAUAUAAUUUCUCCGAGAGAGUUUGUUGAUUUCUCCUACACCGUGGGCUAUGAAGAAGGGCUUUUAUCCUGUGGGAUAAGUCUUGACUGGAGUGAAAAGAGACCAGAAUUUGUUCGUGGGUAUAACCAUCCCUGUGGCUGGUUCUGUGUUCCACUUAAAGACCAUCCAAGCCAGAGCCUUUUGACCGGCUAUAUUCAGACAGAUCUGCGUGGGAUGAUUCCUCAGUCAGCAGUGGACACAGCCAUGGCCAGCACUUUGACCAACUUCUACGGUGAUUUACGGAAGGCCUUACACAAGGCAUGAUACUGUCAGACUUCCAGUGCUGUGAUCCCCUUAAUCCACUCCUCUCUCUGGCUGGGAGGCCUGUAAAAAUGGUCCAUUCCUCUCUCCUGCAGAGCCUGUAGAAAAAUCUGAGAUUUUCCUUCUGAUUUAGUAGUAUAGCUUUAUGUUUUAUUCCUAACGUAAGUAGCUAUGAGAUGGCAUUUUAAUUUUUUCUUAAAUAGAUGCUCGCACUGCGUUUGGUAUGGCACCGAGUCUAGGGAUAGAGAGUAAAACAGAAAUCCUGAAGAAGUAAAGUGCUUUGACCCAAACUCUUAAGAAAUUGAGAGGAUGAAAAUGUUGGCUGCUUGGAAAUUAGACAAAGCACAAGAUUUAUGCUGUUUGGUUAAAACCACCUAUUUCAGAGCUUUACGAAUAUCUUAUGAAAUUUUCAUUUUUAAGUUAAAUGUUAGUGCUUUACUUUUGGUGUGUUGUUACAAGUUUGCUGAUAUUUUAGACAGAUGCAAAAGAUCCUUCUCUAUAUUUUAUAAAUAUUAGCUUCAUUGUCAGUUGACUUAUACUACUUUUAAGCAUUGAAAAGACCGAAAAUGGCAGAAGAAUAAAUAUCAUAAUAACCACAGGUACAAUUCAAAGGCAGUUUAGUUUCGAUCUCUAGAUAGCAUUCUUUUCUGGGUAUCUUUAAAAACACAUCUGUGUCUUCCUGUGCAUUUAUUUUGGGAAUCCUAAAAAGAUGUUCGCAUGACUGCAACAGUACAGACAGCGGCCAGAUGUGCUCUGGGGACACCACAUGGAUGGAGCAGGAUCCUGGGUGUGUGGAGCGCUGGUCAUGUCCUGUGAUUAUCAGUAGGGCCACCUUUCUAGAAAGUCACGUUAAAAAAUGCUCUGUACGUGGUUCAGUUUUGGAAGUGUGACUGAAUCAUAAAGCAUCACAGACUGCCUUUAAAUUUCUGUUUUGAAGCAACGUCAGUCUGAAA
This is a messenger RNA of Tupaia belangeri chinensis (Chinese tree shrew), 1792 nucleotides long. It is a transcript of the gene STARD4, whose product is annotated as StAR related lipid transfer domain containing 4. Bases 216 to 842 code for a protein of 208 amino acids. Gene Ontology annotation, molecular function: cholesterol binding; cholesterol transfer activity. Gene Ontology annotation, cellular component: cytosol; endoplasmic reticulum. Gene Ontology annotation, biological process: intracellular cholesterol transport; cholesterol import; cholesterol transport involved in cholesterol storage. NCBI's taxonomy places the organism in Eukaryota, Metazoa, Chordata, Mammalia, Scandentia, Tupaiidae. The transcript is spliced from 6 exons. The record is from RefSeq and is a predicted model, not a curated record.